AUGAGCACCUAUCUCGAGAAGUAUUUGGAGAGCAUCGCAAAUCUGCCGCAUGAAGUGAAGCGCAACUUUGCGCUCAUGCAGGAUCUGGACCAGCAGACGCAAGGGACGAUGGACAAGCUCGAGCAGUCGUCGCGCGCCUACUUGAAGAGGAAGGCCAAGGACGCGUCGGUGGCCGACGAUCGGGCUCUACAGAAGAUACGGGACGACUUCAAGCGCGCGAUGGAGACGGGCGACGAGAAGAUCGAACUCGCCGCCCAAACCUACGAGCUGGUGCGAAGCGCGUUCGAUUACGUGGACAAGCACAUUCGCCGGCUCGACGCUGACCUGAAGAAGUUCGAAGCCGAGCUCGAGCAACAAGAAACCAAGGGCAAAGGCAAGGGCACCAAGGCGUCCAAACACAAGGAAAACGGCAAGGGACAAAAGAAGAGCGUGCGGGCAAGCGAGCUUCCGCCGGACGCGGCGCCGCGGCUGUUCAACGUGGACAUCGACAUGCCCAUCGACCCCAACGAACCAACCUACUGCAUCUGCAACCGCGUCUCCUUCGGCGAGAUGGUAGGCUGCGACAACCCCGACUGCCGUGUGGAGUGGUUCCACUUUGAGUGCGUCGGUCUCACGAGCCCACCAAAAGGCAAGUGGUAUUGCAACGAGUGUUCGGUGGUGCGCAAGAAGCAGGGGAUCAUCAAAAAGUAA
Molecule: messenger RNA, 690 nt
Organism: Acanthamoeba castellanii str. Neff
Lineage: Eukaryota; Discosea; Longamoebia; Acanthamoebidae
Product: PHDfinger domain containing protein
Exons: 8
Coding region: 1-690 (229 amino acids)
Biological process (GO): regulation of DNA-templated transcription
Source: RefSeq, a predicted model, not a curated record